AUGGAAAUGAGGGUCGAUGAGGGUCAUAUCGGAAAUUUUAUGGUCUUAAAUUCCAGACUCGUAAAAAUUAAAGAAACUCCGUCGAAAAGUGAAGAGGAAAAAAAUGGAUUGAUUAAACAAAUAGGAGAGAAAUGUGUGCCGAAACAAUUUAUUCCAGUGCUGAAACGAGAAAUGAAAGAAGAAGGAUCCCAAACAGAAGAUAUAUCAAAAUCGAAGCGAAAAUGCCCCGAGACGCGAGCACCGUCUGAAAUUCCAGUAUCUGAACCAAAGCCAUCUCCAACUCUCGAUGACAUCAUCUCAUUUAUUUCUUCAACGUCCGCAGAUUUUACAAAUAUAUCAAAACAGUUGACACGAGAAGCAGCGAAUGCAAUUGGUGGAUGUACUCGAUUAAUUCUUCGAACCAUUAUUGAAAAUGCAAAGACAAAUGCUCUUCGAGAAAAUCGACAAAGAAUAGUGCCAUCUGAUGUAGAUCUUGCAAUUUGUUCCGCUGAAAUUAACAGUGAUUUUACGUGCCCCCUUCUGAAACCUACUCCUGCAACAGAUAGAAUGUAUUGGGGAAGGAAAAUGACAAAACCCAAAAAGACUAUUGACGCCAACUCGUCAGAAAUCGUGUCUCAUGAACGGUUUUGUGAUUCAAUAAUGAUCAAAGAUCAUUGGUUAGUUGUAGACGGAGUUCAGCCAUGUGUUCCUGAGAAUGUGAUUCCAACAGAAGUAAAACAGAAAUACCAAGAACAACAACAAGAAACACAGAGAGUUUUUGGCUACGGUGUUUCAGGCGUUAGAAAACAGAUACCGGAGAAAAGGCCGACGACACAGACGGUUUUAAUGGAACAUCAAGUGCUCUAUGCAGAAAUGACGAAGAUUCUGACGAACGGAAGUGCGUUGGAACGACAAAAAGUACUGGAGACUAUUGAAACGGACACGGGAUUUCAGUUUUUAGCUGGUCGAUUUGUGAUUUUAAUAGCAGAAGGUGUGCGAUUACACAUUGGAACAAAGAAUAUACGUGGAUUGGCGAAUCUGCUGAAAUUGGCGUGGAGUUUGAUGAAGAAUCCACAUAUUUGGUUAGAGAAAUAUCUCUAUGUUCUCGUUCCCUCACUUAUAUCAUGCGUUGUGAGUAAAAGCAUGGUUCCUAUAGUGGAUCCCGCCCGCGCUGGUCUCAAAACGAAAACCAGCACAGUCAACGUCGGAACUCCAGAAUUAACUUCAGAAGAUCGUGAGCGUAUCAUUCGAGAUUUGGAAUUCGAGUUCAAGUUGAGAGAAUCGACCGGAAAAUUGCUCGCUGAGCUCGCCUCAAUAUACAAAGAUCAGAAUUUAAGAGUUCGAAUUAUUCAAAUGCUUCGAAAAGUUCUCACGGGAAACAAAGAUCCUGUGGCGAUUUAUGGAGUUCUUUGUACAUUUUUCGCUUUUGGAAGUCUUACGAUAAACACAGUAGUUCUUCCAAGAAUGCACGAUAUUUUCUGCUCCCUCCAAGCUUCUCGCAAUGAUAUCCCAACUGUGAAAGCGACAAUGACUAAGCUGAGGAAGCUGUUAGUAGAAACUGAAAUAGAGAGGAUGGAAGUUAUACAGAAUAAAACGAUCGAGCUGAUUAUGAAAAUCAUCUUUGAAAAUGAGAUUUUCAAUGAGCGAAAGCUCGCCGAUCGAGACGCCUAUGUCGCUUUGUAUGCUGAAUUUGGCGCACUAUUCUAUGACUACGCUUUAAAUACAGGAAUGAUCAAUGAAAACACGGGACACUUGAAAGUAAAUCGACCCUCACUGCUCCUACAGCGAAAAGAUUUUCGAAUCGAGUUGGAGAAAUUCAGAAGAGGGAGAAGGACAGUGCCAGCUCAUCAUCCUCACCAUCAGCAGCGAAACCUUGCUAUGAUGGCGGACGAUGAUCUGCUGGAUAAUUUGCUGGAUGAUUCAAAUCGACCAUGGGCAAGAGCAGCAGCCCAAGUAGAAGAAACAGAACAGAAUACGUGGAAUUCUCAAGACAAAGAUACUUUCCUUCGGAAACCAAAACUGUUUCUAGUAAGGAAAGAGAAAGAUCAAGAUGGAAAACUAGUUGCUUCCUUCAUUAGACCAUUAGAAUAUGGUUAUAUGCCGAGUCUUCCCUCUACGAGAAGUCAUCGAAGAGGAUCUGCAGACGCCGCUCCCAAUGAAACAGCUCCAAGAGAAAGUAUCAUUGGACAGUCAAUCUACGCAUCGAGAGCAUCUGAUUCAGUUGUCGUUUCGAAAGAAUCCGAUGAAAUCCUCAGAAGAUUUGUGGCCAGAAGUGACGAGCAAUCCGGUGCAAUCAUUUAUGGGAGAAAGAUGUUGAUGACACCGCAAGGGAGAUCCACUAUAGAUGAUGAGAUUGCGCAGGCGGCAUCUCAACUGUCAUCGGUUCGACUUCGGAAUUCUGUAGCCGCAAAUCCAUCUGCUGUCACGGUGGAUGAAAUGAGACGAGGGCGCUUUUUGCAUCGUGCAGAUAGACUCGAUAAUGUUUGA
Caenorhabditis remanei is the source of this 2466-nucleotide messenger RNA. RefSeq lists its product as uncharacterized. Gene Ontology annotation, biological process: RNA polymerase II preinitiation complex assembly; transcription initiation at RNA polymerase II promoter. Gene Ontology annotation, cellular component: transcription factor TFIID complex; SLIK (SAGA-like) complex; SAGA complex. NCBI's taxonomy places the organism in Eukaryota, Metazoa, Nematoda, Chromadorea, Rhabditida, Rhabditidae. The coding region runs from base 1 to 2466 and encodes 821 amino acids. Gene Ontology annotation, molecular function: protein heterodimerization activity; RNA polymerase II general transcription initiation factor activity; transcription coactivator activity. The record is from RefSeq and is a predicted model, not a curated record. The transcript is spliced from 9 exons.